GUGGUGCGCAACUUUUGAGUUUACUCGUGGCUGGAACUUUUAGACAUCUCUCUAUAUUGUCCGAGUCUUUAAGUACAGCCAUAAAUGUAUUUAAACCCUCCCUGUUUAUGGUCGAUAUGUUUGAAAUUGCCAUAGUACUUUCAAGGUUUAGUCAAAAUUUAGAAGAAUCAUUAAUUCUUUUGGAAUUGGGAUACGAUCUGAGUAAUUCGAAUUAGAGAGAUUAGUUUUUCAGCUGGCUAAAUACAUUAUCAAAAAGAAGUUCACCGUUGUGAGAAAACCGACUGGGUGGCCAUUUUCUUCCAAUGGUAUGCUGUAUACCCUUUCACCACUUUUUUCUAAUCUAAGGCGUAUUGCGUAGUGUUUUGCAGAUUUCUAGUACAUGUAGUUCAUUCAGAGCGUGCACCAGCAAGAUUAAAACGCCUAAAUCAUAAUUUUCCUGCAAUAUUUUGUCGUUUUGCUUAGUAUUAGGCUGGUUUUAACACUUUUAUAGGUUGACCGAAUGUAUCUCAGUGCCUUCAAAUACCUUCAAAAGGGUGGUAACCUGACUACCUGUGUUGGUUUCUAAAUAUCCAGUUCACUUCAUUUACGCAUUAAAUUCAUAAAGUAGAAUAAGUUUUCGUAUUAUCUUUGAAAACUAUGUGUACCCAACUUAAUCAAGCUCUUUAUAAAUAUUUUUAGUAUCUGCAUACUCACAUGCUGAUCAAAAACUAACGUAAACACGUAUGGUCAAAUUUAUUUUACUGCACAACCAUUUUUUAGAUGAGUUAAAAUACCUUUAUUACGUGGGAUACGUUUCAGUAGAUCACAUUCUGUUGUCUUAGUGAGUACACUCAUCUGCCUUUUUCAGGGCGAAACAAAUAAGCCCGACAACUUGCAUCUGCUCAAGUUACUACAUUUAUAGACUACGAAAAAGAAAACAUGUUUAUUAGAUGUAAAAUAAAAGCUAAAUGGUGAGCAGUAAGCUGUCAAAUGUUAAGGAACUAUAAAUAACCUAUAUCUGUCAGAAAGUCACGCUUCUAGGGUUCAUUACUAAAACACUAAGUUCGGUCAGUACUUAAGUUCAAUAUGAAUCGACUACGUCAAAUACUCUUUAAUGAAGCUGCUUACAUUCUUUGUUGUUACCUGAUUGUGCCAGACUCUACAUUAUUUCCGACAGUCUUUUAUCUAUUUUGUAUGAUUGUUUUUUCUGAUGAGUAUUGCUGCAUACCAGAUUGUUCUAUUUGGACUUGGUAUAUGGUUUGAGCCGGUGGUUUGAGAAAAUGACAUCAAAUUUGUUAAAAAUAUCGGGUUUAAAAUUCUGUUUAUAUAAAUCGUAGCAAUUGGAAUUAAAUGGUUUCAGUGUAUAUCUUUCAAUUUGGUCUGAGUAUCCCGAAGAAUUCAGUCAAAUCUAAACUUUGAUUUCAUUCGUUUAGUUUUUUUGCAAAUGUAAUUUAAGAUCUAGCUUAUCACACUUUUUUGUCACUAUCUAAUUUAAAAAAUCUUAAUUUCCAAGGUGCAUUCCACGAUUUUUGGUUUGUUUUCCUUGCAGAUUUCUUUAAUCUGUUUCCCUUUUGAGAAAUAACAAAAACUCAGUUUUUCGUUUUCCAUAAACUGACAUAUUUGUUCAAAAAAUGUUCGAGGCCCAACCACGGCAAGUAGAUAUUGCACUUGUUAUCGCGUGCCAUGACGGUAAUUUUGAGGAAGUCAAGAGAUUGGUAGAGGAUGAAGAUGCAGAUAUAUGUUACCAGGUCGUGUAAUUACUUCAAUUGCCAUAGAAAAUGCUCAAUGCAUUCGAACGCCAAGUAAUUUAAUAUAUUUUAAGAUUGCACUGUCUCUAGUACGAUAAGACACAAAGAACAUGACUGGAAAAUUGUCUUGUAACGGUGGGAAAUAAACAGUGAGUCUUUAAAAGUGUUGUCUUGACGAAUGUUCAUAAAAUAUUGUGACCUUGGGCUGACAAGUUAAAUGGCUUCAUUGUAGAGUUAAGUCUAGUAAAUUUGUUGAAUCACUUUUACUAUACAAUCAACCAACGCUAACUGGUAAGGUUAGAAAUGGUGUUAUACAGUCAUUUCACGGUUUCAAAUAGUCUAUAUUUCCUAGGUCUCGACGCCAAGGUCGAACUUGACAGUUUCAAAUAAAUUAAGCAUAGGGCAGAAAGUUAGUGAUAAAAGUAUUUUUGUUAUAUCCUAAUGAGUAGGAAAAUUGUAUUUCUGAGUAAAUAGGGAGCCAAAAUAAACUAACACAUGUUUGAGUAGUAUAUAUUUUCCAAUUCUUGUGUCUACAAUCACUGUCAAUUAUAUGGUGUUAAAUGACUCUUGAGACGACGGCGUCAGCGGAAAAGACAUGACCAUAUUUCCUAAAGAUUUGAUGUCUUUAAAAAGCAUUCAGAUACCAAGAUGUGAUAAUAAUUACAACGAAUCAUAGUACUUAGCUCGAACUAAAAACAAAUAUCAUUUAAGACUGUACUACGCUUACUUCCUUACUAAAAGUUUCGGAAUUUAUAGAACACGACCGAAAAACUAAAAAAAAUUAUGUUCAGACCUCUGCACUUGAAAAUAUUCACUUUGUAAAUUACAGACAAGAUUACUUAAAACUCGUUUCGACAAAAUACUUAAUAAUCUGAGUUAAAUAUACAAAUUUAUUAUUCGGUGUAUGUUCUUGGAACGCGCAAUCUUGUGUUACUUUAACAUGUGGUUGUCCUUCGUUUUCUACACAGGAUUUCAAAACUGGAAUGAGCGUCUUGAUGGUUGCGGCAGGAGCUGGACACACAGAUAUUGUAAGCUACUUAUUAUCAGAAGGUGCCCCCUGGAAUGCAGUUGAUCGAAGCUAUUUAUGUGCCGGGGAUUAUGCCGCUAGAAAUAAACAGCAAGAUUGUAUUGAUAUACUGAUGAAUCAUGCAGUUAUGUCUGAGUUACUUUUGUCUAUCGCAGUAAACAAGUCGGAUGCAGGAGAGUCUUUGGAAAAUGUUGAUUCUAUGAAUCUUACUACUACUGUAAACACACGUGCAAAUAAUCCUUCAGAACCUCUCAACGCUUCUUACCUUACUAGCCGACUGGAGUAUUCUAAUGACGGAAAAUGUCUCAUUGACACUAAUACUCAUCUAGCUGUAAUGAUGGAUUGGGAAACUCCAAUAAUGGAGAAACACGCAGCAUGGAUUUGUCAUGCAGAUGAAAUAAAUAAUACUAUCAGUUCACCUAUUCGAGUUUUAAAUGUUGGAUUUGGUUUGGGAAUUGUUGACACAGCUAUACAAAAGUAUUCACCUGACUCACAUUAUAUAAUAGAAGCUCAUCCGGAGGUGUUGGAGAAAAUGAAAUCCGAAGGAUGGUUUGCUAAGCCAGGUGUCAGGAUAAUUCCAAGUAAAUGGCAAGAUGCGGUCGUCCUACUAGCCAAGGAAAUUGAUGACGGGACAAUUCUGAGGUUUAAUGGGAUAUUCUUUGACACAUAUGCAGAGGACGAUAAUGAUUUGAGAGAAUUUCAUACGUGGUUACCCAAACUUCUUUCUAUCCCUGAUCAAAAAGGUGUGGAAGAUCUACCUUCCUCAGGAAGGUAUUCUUAUUAUAACGGUUUGUGUCCUGACAAUGUAUUUUUUCACGGAGUCGCAUGCGAAACUAUGAGGUUGCAUUUAAAAAGGUUGGGAAUAAGUUGUAUAUUUGAUCCAGUUGCUGUUGAUGUUUCGGACCAAGAGCUGUGGAAAGAUGUUUCUCAAAGAUAUUGGUAUUUUGAUACAUAUUUUUUGCCAAAGUGUACUUUCACUCCUUAUGAAAAGGACUAAUAAAGUUUAUUCCUUU
This is a messenger RNA of Schistosoma rodhaini, 3767 nucleotides long. The record is from the annotation of a GenBank genome assembly. Lineage: Eukaryota; Metazoa; Platyhelminthes; Trematoda; Strigeidida; Schistosomatidae.